Molecule: messenger RNA, 2776 nt
Organism: Hermetia illucens (black soldier fly)
Lineage: Eukaryota; Metazoa; Arthropoda; Insecta; Diptera; Stratiomyidae
Product: cysteine and histidine-rich protein 1 homolog
Exons: 9
Coding region: 647-1921 (424 amino acids)
Cellular component (GO): nucleus
Source: RefSeq, a predicted model, not a curated record
GGCAGAUAUCGGCGCCGCUGCAAUCGCCGUCGUGGCCACAUCGGCAGCGAGCAUAAAAGGGCGACGACGGCCGAGGCGCCGACCCGUGCUCGGAAGUUGUUUUCGAGGCGUUCGUGGCUGUUCGGGCGCUGCUUGUCUUCCGAUCUGCUUUGUCUGUCGUUUGUCUGUUUCGAUUCUGCUUUAUCGCGUUCGCUCCGCGUCUCGCAUUCGUGUGGCGUAGUUCGCGACGGAGAAGUCGAUUUGACUUUUGUCGUCAUUAAUUUGGUGAAUUGUGAAGUUUCAAGCCGAGAAAAUUGUGGAAAGAUUUCUUUAUAUUUUGAUAACGGAACUGUAGGAAGUUAUCGUGGCGAAGGCAAGUUUCGGCUGGUUUUGUGAAGGAUUUCUGUUUUCGUCAGCACAAGACUGCACGCAGUGGCGGAAGAGUGAAAAAGAGGGCACUCGUCUGGCGUCGAACGGUUAAAUCGUGUAUUUUGGUUCGAAAUUGGGCUGCGUUCUCGGUUUGUUGACUGGCGAAAGACUCUAUUCCUCGCGAUUUCGUAGGGGCUGUGCGAAGGAACGUAGCUAGGAGCAACCCCCUGGUUCCACGUCGUUCUAGCUGCGUGCACCGUUUUUUCAUUGUCUUUCGAGAAAAACUGAAUGCAAUAAGAUGGCGGAUAACGUAAUCGAGUCGGCCCCAAGUUCAUCGGUUCAGCAGGUCCCCGCGCCCGCGCCCAGUCUUGGUACGAAUCCCGUCUACCCGUUAAUAUCAGCUGAGAUUCAUGUCGCGGAUGCGAAUCCGCUGCCGCCCUCGUCGCGGUCGUCGUCUGAGGGCCCCUCGGGCAGCGGGUCCGGCGGUUCGGGCGGGUCCUCCGACCCGUCGGCCAUAGGGUCCUCGUCGGGGGCCACGACUAGGCCGCCCUCGGCCGAGGACGAGCCCGAAGCGAAACGGAAGAAAGUGGACUCGGGCAGAGCAGGACCCGCAGGCGCUCCGUCUUCGUCCACCGCCGCGCCCUCCCAUCAAGACAAGCUCGAAUAUCGUCUGGGUGGUAUUUUAUGUUGUGCUGUGUGUUUGGAUUUACCGAAAACGGCCAUGUAUCAGUGUCAAAUGGGACACCUAAUGUGCGCUGCUUGCUUUACUCAUUUAUUAGCCGAUGCACGACUUAGAGAUCAAAUUGCAACAUGUCCGAAUUGUCGUGUCGAAAUUUCCAAGAGCAAUGCAUCACGAAAUCUUGCCGUUGAGAAAGCUGCUUCUGAGUUACCCAGCGAAUGCCAAUUUUGCAAUCGGGAAUUCCCAAGUAAAUCUCUUGAGCGCCACGAACAACAGGAAUGUGAAGAGCGUCCAACCAAUUGCAAAUAUUAUCGUAUCGGAUGUUUAUGGAAAGGACCUGUUCAUGAAGCACCUGAACAUGAACAAAAUUGCUCACAUCCCAAGAAGUCUGGUUACGAGGUCAUGACCGCUUUGCAAGUGAAUGAUGCUAAAUACGAGGAGGAACGAAAAUUAUUUUCGACUUUGAUUGAUUUGUUGAGCUAUGAGAAAAUAAUUUUCAAUGACUUGCAAAUGAAGCCAUAUCGGACAGAUGAGUAUGUUCAUAAGCUCUUCUACGAAACAUCACGUUUUUCGGCUUUCAAUCACCAGUUCGUUGUGAAGGGUAGGAUUAACAAAAGCCAACGUGAUCCACAUCAGUCGAGUGAAAGACAAAUUACAUACCAGUUAAUUUUGAAAAGUAAAACAACCACACCACUUCAUAUCCAUUUCUUCGCGCUGAGAGGACCAUUCUCGGAGAUGAAAGUGAAUACUCAAAUCUACAAACACACGUUCUCAGACGAGAGUAACGAGAGUGAAUACUAUGUGCUACCCCUACCAGACAGUUCAGAGUGCAAUCGCUUGUUGGCGGCUAAGGCUAUUAACUUUAGAUUAUUAAUGUUUCUUCUAGCUAAGUAACAAGCUAAGUAGAAAAAGAAGAUCUAUAUAUUUUUAAGGUUUUAUUUAAAGAUCGACAAAAUUGUAUUUACAUUUAUUAUUAGAUUCAUAAAUUUUAAUAUAUUUACGAGAUAUUUGUUUUGUAUAUUGGCCUUAGAGAUUGCCAAGAUUGAACGUCAUGCUGUAUUAUGCAUGCUGAAUGAGAAAACGGUACAAUUUAAGCUUUCUUUGGUUGAAACCAUCCGUUUAUAACGCAUUGUUUAAUGUUUGCAUAUUCUGAACUUAAUUAAAAUUGAGUAACGUCUCAAACAAGAUUUCUUAUUGGAAGUUGUAGGUAAAGAACUAAGCGUAAUAAAUAUUAUUAAGGGUGCAUACAAAAUUUACGCGACAACAUACAUCUCAGCGUGAACGAAAUCGUCGCUUGCAUGGUUAGUGCAUUUAGGAAGGUAUCAAAAGUAAUAUCCAUAUCCUAUCUUUCCGCCUGAAGACAAAUUGAAUCCAAUUUCAGACCAUGAAAAACCUUAAUGGCGUUAUUAUAUCUGUCAAUGCAAAAUCGUUUUUAACAUUGUUUUAAUUUGAAACGUUUCUUAUUACUUAGCGGAGGUGAGGUAAAGCUACUGCUGUCCGUUUUAUCUAUAUUUUGUUUUGCUUAAAACAAUUUGAAGAGAUACAAAACAAAAUAUCUUUUAAAUAUUUCUAUUUUUAGUUAAGUGAAAAACAGGAAAAAGCUAAAGUAAACGAUUAUGUAUAAACUUCAAUAAUCAUUAGCUAUUACAAUGUGUGAUUUUUUUAAUACCUCAACUUCACAUUUGUUUCUUUCUCUCUAAAGAAAUUCAUUAUAAUUAAAAUGAUUGUUUGUCAUUGUCUUAAGAAAAA